Molecule: messenger RNA, 2985 nt
Organism: Acytostelium subglobosum LB1
Lineage: Eukaryota; Evosea; Eumycetozoa; Acytosteliales; Acytosteliaceae
Exons: 4
Coding region: 1-2985 (994 amino acids)
Biological process (GO): microtubule-based movement
Molecular function (GO): ATP binding; microtubule binding; microtubule motor activity
Source: RefSeq, a predicted model, not a curated record
AUGUCUUCAAUUCGUGUGGUUUGUAGGUUCAGGCCACAGAAUAAGAUUGAGUUGGCUCAAGGAGGUUGCUCAAUCGUCGAAGUUAAUGAUGGUCUAACUGUAAACAUAAAGGGCAAUGAAGGAGCCAAUCAUUCAUUCACAUUCGAUAGGAUAUAUACAGAGAAGAACUCACAGAAGGAUGUAUAUGACGAUGCUGCCAAGCCUGUCAUUGAGGAUAUCAUGCAGGGUUAUAAUGGAACGAUAUUUGUGUAUGGCCAGACAUCGUCUGGUAAGACACAUACCAUGCAAGGUCCAUCGAUUGACGAUCCAGAGCUCAAGGGUGUGAUCCCUCGUAUGAUCAACACUGUAUUCGAUUGUAUCAAGAAGGCCGAUGAGAACAUUGAGUUCAUUGUCAAGGCAUCCUACAUCGAGAUCUACAUGGAGAAGAUUCGCGACUUGCUCGACAUUCGCAAGGACAAUCUCAAAGUGCGCGAGGAGAAGGCCAAGGGUGUCUGGGUCGAGGGCACCACCGAGGUCUACAUCUAUCGCGAAGACGACAUCCUCGAAGUCAUGAGAACAGGUCAGGCCAACCGUGCCAUUGCCUCAACAAACAUGAACGCCGAGUCAUCUAGAAGUCACAGCAUAUUCAUCUUGUCGAUUCAACAGAAGAACUUGAAGGAGGGAUCGUUGAAGAAUGGCAAGCUGUACUUGGUGGAUUUGGCAGGCUCAGAGAAGGUGGCCAAGACCGGCGCACAGGGUCUGACAUUGGACGAAGCAAAGAUGAUCAACAAGUCAUUGUCAUCACUGGGCAAUGUGAUCAAUGCUCUAACAGAUGGCAAGUCGGCACAUAUCCCCUAUCGUGAUUCCAAGCUCACCAGAGUGUUGCAAGAGUCACUCGGUGGUAACUCGCGAACAACACUCAUUAUAAACUGCUCGCCCAGCAGCUACAACGAGGUGGAGACCAUCUCAACACUGCGCUUUGGUAGUCGUGCCAAGAACAUCAAGAACAAGGCCAAGAUCAAUCAGGAGCGCAGUGCUGCCGAACUCAAAAUCCUGCUGUCCAAGGCCGAGAAGGAGAUCGAGAGUCUCAAGGUCUACAUCAAGGAGAUCGAGUCAGUCUCUGGCGUUGCCUCGUCGAGGCCUGGAGCAAGUGGAAGUGCAGGCUCUGGUGAUAGUGGAGACCUGCAGACAUUGAAGGAGAAGUGCAUUGCGUUGGAGAAACAGUUGUUCCAGAAGGAGGAGGAGAAGAAGGAGUUGGCAGAGCAACUCGACUCACAAAUAAUCCAACUCAAAGACAAGGAACAAGAGUUGGAAACACACAUCCAUCAUAUCGCCACACUCAAAGAAGAGUCAGCAAGGACAUCACAGUUUGUUAAUGAGAGCGAUUUCUUGUUGGGACAGCUAUCAGAGAUGAAGAUACAGUUGGAGCAGGUGAACUAUGACGCGACUGAACAGUCGUUGUUGAUUGAAGAGUUGACCACGGAGAACACAACGCUGAAAGCACAGUUGGAAGAGGCAGCUAAGGGCCAGAGUAGCACGGUGGUAACAUCAAGUCCAAUGACAGUGGAGGACGCAUCAUUGUCCGUGACCAAACACAAUGAGGAGUGGACAGAGAUGGAAGCUCAGAUCAAGAUGUUGCAGCGAACAAAGCUGUCGGCUGGCACACCAGCUUCGCCACGUGGCAGUCUUUCAGCUCCAGCAGUCAACCUCGCACUCCAAGAGGAGAACAACGGCAUGAAGGAUAAGAUUACCGACUUGGAGUCGACUGUUGAGUCCCUCAAGGCGCAACUCGAAGCGGCAACAGCCGCUGCUGCAGCAGCCACAGCUGUGGCUGUCAGACAAUCAACAGAGGAACACGCCUCUGCUAAACAGGAGAGCGACAAACCAGAGAAUGCUUCUGAGAACCUGGACCAAUCAGAGACGACCAACAGUGCAUCGAUGGAGGAGACACCCUCAGAGGUUAUGCUGCAGGCCGAACAGAUGAAGAAGUUGCUGAACGAGAAUGGCGACAUGAAGGCCGCGCUGGAGAACUUGAGAAGCGAGAACAAGAGACUAAAUGCCAAGACGAGCAGUAUCGAGCAGGAGAUGAAGGCGAGAAUGGAGGAGGAUCUGAACACUAUACGCGAGCAGACGAGCCAGAAGCUGAAGGCUUUUGGUGUGAUGAAGGAGGCCCUGCUCAGCGACCUGGAGGCGCGCUGCCAGCAGGUGAUCGACUAUGACUUUUUGCUGGCCGAGUUCAAGGACAGGAACGCCACGCUGUCCGAGCGUCUGAAGCGUGCAGCCAAGAUGAACGCCGACGACCAGGAUGCCAACUCGGUGCAGUCCAAGCUGGACGAGAUGACUUCGAUCAAGCAACAACUGUCGAUCGAGAUCAGCAAGCUGAGGCUGGACGCACAGCGUGCUAGCAAGCAGAUGUCGCUCAAGACCGAGCACAUUCUCAGUUUGGAGAACGCUUUGCAAGAGACACAGGCGCAACUGAACAAGCAGAGUGUAGAGCUGCUCAGGUACAAGACGAUGAGCACCGAGCACAAGAAGUCCGCACCAGAGUCUGGCGCGAGGAUUGUACGACCAAUCAGAGGAGGCACAUCCUCAUCAGGCAACACUACCACUCCCAUCGCGUCCGAACAGACACCGGUCAAGUUAAUGGGCGGCUCUAGCACAAGUGCGCCUACAUAUUCGACGCCAAAGUCUUCGUCAUCACUGACGACGUCAUCAGCGCACAAUGGCUCACCAUCCAUGUCCUCCAGCACUACUGGCUCACCAUCGACACCUCCAACACACAGCGCAAACAAGGCACCCGCUGUUGCUGCCGCCAACAGCGAGUCCACUGGUCUAUGGGGCGGAAUAUUUGGCAAGAAGAAACAAACAACACCAGCCCCUACUACGACCGCCAACAACAACAUUGUAAACACACCAUCGACACCACCUCCCAUUCCAAUAUCUCUCAACUCUUAUGCGCCAGCUGUGCCCAACUCACCGGCCACAUCAUCAUCGCAACAACAAUAG